AGGCUAUUUGAAAGAGGGUUGGCUUAUGUUGGAACAGACUUCCUAUCUUUCCCACUUUGGGAUAAAUAUAUUGAAUAUGAGUGCAUGCAGCAGGAGUGGUCCCGUGUUGCCAUGAUCUAUACACGGAUAUUGGAGAACCCCAGCCAACAACUGGAUCGAUAUUUCGAAGGUUUUAAAGAACUUGUUGCUAGUCGGCCUCUAUCAGAGUUGAGGACUGUUGAGGAACCUGCUGCUGAGGAUGCAGCAAAUUCAGAAGCUGGGGGGCCAAAAAUUGAGGGAGAGGUUCAUCCUAAUGCUUCUGAGCAAUCUCCUAAACCUGUAAGUGACAGCUUAAAAGAAGCCGAGGAGUUGGAGAAGUAUAUCGCCGUUAGAGAAGAGUUGUAUACGAAAGCUACAGAGUUCAAUUCUAAGAUCAUUGGUUUUGAAACAGCUAUCAGGAGGCCGUACUUUCAUGUGCGGCCCCUCAAUGUCGCCGAGCUUGAAAAUUGGCAUAACUAUCUUGAUUUCAUUGAGGGAGAAGGUGAUUUCAAUAAGGUAUUUGCGUUUAUUAAUUCUANUUUCAUGUGCGGCCCCUCAAUGUCGCCGAGCUUGAAAAUUGGCAUAACUAUCUUGAUGUCAUUGAGGGAGAAGGUGAUUUCAAUAAGUUAAGUAUUACCUGCCGCAUCAUAUGCUUUAUUGGCUAAUCCGUUGGAUGAAGCAUCUUUUAAAACGGGAUAUUGAACUUGGACUAGAGCAUGGGCCUUCGAUUUGCUUUCUGUGUGUUAUCUUCCUAACCCUCUGCAAGGAGGGUCCCUCCUUUCGUAUU
Ilex paraguariensis (yerba mate) is the source of this 805-nucleotide messenger RNA. The record is from the annotation of a GenBank genome assembly. Lineage: Eukaryota; Viridiplantae; Streptophyta; Magnoliopsida; Aquifoliales; Aquifoliaceae.